Salarias fasciatus (jewelled blenny) is the source of this 3967-nucleotide messenger RNA. It is a transcript of the gene rbm27, whose product is annotated as RNA binding motif protein 27. Bases 120 to 3329 code for a protein of 1069 amino acids. Gene Ontology annotation, molecular function: RNA binding; metal ion binding. The record is from RefSeq and is a predicted model, not a curated record. The transcript is spliced from 20 exons. Lineage: Eukaryota; Metazoa; Chordata; Actinopteri; Blenniiformes; Blenniidae. Gene Ontology annotation, cellular component: nucleus.
GACCGACCUGCGAGUGAAGAGAGACUGAAGGCCUUAAAGCUUCAAAAUUCAUAGACGAUGAGAGCAGAGUUAUCAACGCGCACUUUCUUUUUAUAGACAGUACUGCAGUCUCUCUCACGAUGCUCAUAGAGAAUGUGGAAGCUUUGAAGUCGUGGCUGGCAAAACUCCUGGAGCCAAUAUGUGAUGCCGACCCCUCUGCUUUAGCCAACUAUGUAGUGGCUCUUGUGAAGAAGGACAAACCAGAGAAGGAGCUCAGAGUCUUUUGUGCUGAUCAACUUGAUGUCUUCCUACAAAAAGAGACUAUGGGAUUUGUCGAUAAACUUUUUGAAUGUCUGACAACGAAGAACUACCUUGGAAAUCCUGUUGCCAAGGAAGCUCCCAAAGAGGAGGUUAAGCCACCGCCUGUUAAGCCUGAUGUUGUCGAGGUAAGAAAGGCUGAAACACCAGAGGAGGAGAGAGAAAAUAGACGAAGGAGAAGUCCGCUGAGAAAUCGCUCCGACUUCAAUGAGUCCAGGAACCGUGAGGACAGGAGGCGGGACGAGCGCAAGCGUCGUGACUUCGAUCGCCAUGGGAAAAGCAGCAGCGACUCCCACCGUGAGCGGGAGCGCCACGAGCGCCGCAGGGGCAGCCCCCGCGGGAGGAGCUACAGCCGCAGCCGGAGUCGCAGCCGGAGCAGGAGUGGCAGCCGAGGCAAGAGCAGGGACCGGGAGCACAGAGGAGGCAGAGACUUCAAGACGAAGUUUGAGGUUGAGAGAAAGGACACCGACGGCUACAACUCCUCCGCCACCUCCGCCUCCCAGCAGCAGCAGCAGCAGCAGCAGCACCAGCACCAGCACCCGCCGCCUCUGCUGCCGCUGCCCACGCCUCACCCCUUCUCCUCCUCCUCCCCGUCCGCCGGCGUCCCGGGAGCUGGUGGGGUUCCCGUCGCAAACCCGGCUCACCUGCCCGACAGCACGACGGACAGCUGGUCAGGCUACUUCGGUCCGCAGAGGCAGGACGGUCCCGGCAAGCCGUUCCCCAACAAGAGCGGCUCUCUCAAACAACGCUGCAGGGACUAUGAUGAAAAAGGAUUUUGUGUCCGUGGUGACCUUUGUCCCUUCGACCACGGCAACGACCCUCUCAUCGUUGACGACGUCAAUCUGCCGAGCAUCAUUCCGUUCCCGCCGCCGCCGGUCAUGCCCCCCGCCGGCCUGCCCAUGCCCUCCAUCACUGAGCCGCCCCCCUCCCUCAGGAUGCCUUCGAUGCCACCCUACGCCCAGCCGCCGCCGCCAGGCAUCUUCCCCAUGGCGGGACCCCCACUCAUAGCAACCAGUGGGAUUGAAACACCCAACCACCAGUCCGCCAUCACUUCUUCUCCUCCUCCUCUCGGACCGCCUGGCGUGGGGCUGCCGCCUACUCUUCCUCCUCCUCCUCCUCCACCUCCUCCUCCUGCACCUCCCUCCUCGUCCUCAUCUGUGUCUCUUCGUCCCCAAUAUGUCCCGUCUGAAUAUAACUACGAUCCAGAGGGAUAUAACCCCGAAUCCCCCGGCCUGACGGCUGCCGGUCGGAACCCGUACCGCCAGUUCAUCCCCCGAGUGCAGAGUCAACGCUCCAACCUCAUCGGCCUCACCUCCAACGAAGGACAGGGCUCCAGAGCUGCUAACAUCGUGAUCCAGACAGAGCCUGCCGCUGCAGCCAGCACUCCGGGAAGCAAUGUGUCGCGUUUCAACUCGGACCAGGACAGCAGGAAGAGGCCGAUGGGAACCAGUAUAGCUGAGGGACCAGUGGUUAAAAAACCCUGGAUGGACAAGCCAAACUUCAACAACCAGCAUAAGGGCAACUAUCCCAAGAAGAAUCACUACGUCAACACAAAGCUGGAGGUGCGAAAGAUCCCGCGUGAGCUCAACAACAUCACCAAGCUCAACGAGCACUUCAGCAAGUUCGGAACCAUCGUCAACAUACAGGUGGUGUUCGGUGGAGACCCAGAGGCAGCCUUGAUCCAGUACACAAAGAAUGAGGAAGCGCGGCGGGCCAUAUCCAGCAUCGAGGCGGUCCUCAACAACCGCUUCAUCCGCGUCUACUGGCACCGUGAGCCCAGCGCCAACAACUCGGGCCUGCAGCAGCAGGAGCAAGGCUCCGGGAGCCAGUCGGCCGGGUCGGCGCCCAGCCAGACACCACAGCAUGGCAGCAUGCACAAGGGGAUCAAGCAGCACAAUCCAGCAGCUUAUGUUCUGAACAAGACCGUACCAAAGCAUCACCUCCCGGUAGCGGCCGGCACCGCUGCUUUGGCCAAGCUGGACGGCCUCAACGCAAACACAGACUCUGCUCACGUAGCGUCUGCGCUCUCAAACCCACAGAAGGGCCCGUACCCCUCCACGGCCCUGAAGUCACUGUCCAAAAGCCUGGGCAAAACGGGGAAAGCACUGGAAGCUCAGGAGGCACUAAAAAAGAAACAGGAGGCUCUAAAGCUCCAACAGGACAUGAGGAAGAAGAAGCAAGAGAUGCUGAAGACUCAGAUUGAGUGUCAGAAAGUACUGAUAAACCGCCUGGAGAAGAACCGCGGCAUGAAACCCGAGGAGAGGGCCAACAUCAUGAAAACCCUGAAGGAGCUCGCUGAGAAGAUCACCCAGCUGCAGAACGAAAUGAACCCGGCCGCCCAGGUCUCAAAUGCCAAUGCCAACCACAACCAGCCCAAAACCAAGACUGAUGCCCAGAAGGAGUUGCUGGACGCCGAACUGGACUUUCACAAGAAGAUGAGUUCUGGAGAGGACACGACAGACCUGAAGAGGAAACUGGGGCAGCUGCAAGUCGAGGCGACCAGGUUGGGGCUGAUCCGGCCUCCGGCAGGUCGGGGUCGCGGGCGGGGCAAGAUAGCGCUGGAGCCGGGCGCCAUGCACGCGGGCCGCGGCCGCAGCCGAACCCGGGACCCGCUGGCUCGCGGCGGGACCGUGAACCGCAUGGUGGUGGACCACAGGCCCAGAGCGCUGGCGAUCUUAGGGGUCACGCAGGAGGAGAAGGAGGAGCUGAUGCCGCACUUUGUGAAAUUCGGUGAGAUCGAGGAUCUCCGCGACCAAGACGCCAACAGCGUCGUCAUGACCUUCAAAACACGGAGCGAAGCAGAAAAUGCGGCCAACCAGGGGGCUAAGUUCAAAGGUCGCGUCCUGCAGAUCUCCUGGUACAAGCCCAAGACGCCCUCCGUCACAGCGGAGCCGGACGAGGACGAGGCGAAAGAUGAAGACAGCACGAAGGAAGCCAGUUCCUAUCUGCCGGGGGAAGAGGAGGAAGAAGAGGAGGAAGAGGAGGACGACGAUGAAGACGACGAGUACGAGAGCCGGUCUUGGAGGCGGUGAAGCGAUCGGAUUUUGCGAUCAGCCACUCUCCGGCCGAAUCAGUGGGCUUUUUUUUUUUCCUCCCCACACUCCUCACUGUUAAUUUUUUUUUUUUUUUCUCUCUGCAGUAUUUUUGAACUAAUUUUAGACUCUAAUCAAAGUGAGAACAUCUGUACUCUAUCGUACGCCAGAAGAAGUGGAGAGUCGGCAGUUCUUGCGUCCCUCGCCUACACAACACUUUGAAACAUCUCACUUUUGCUGAGAAAAAUAAAUGUUCAGUUGUUCUUAUAGAUAGGAAGGAAAGAAAAAAAAACAACAACCUAUGUAAGUUUUAGUGUGCUUACCAGAUGAUUAAUAUCAGUAAUGCACAACAUUUGUGUCUACUGUGAAUAGGUAUUUUUAUACAUACUGUAUUUAAGCUCUUUUUCUCACCAGUUUUUUGUAAAAUCUCGUCCUUAGUUCAGGGACAGCCAUUCCAUCACUGAUAGAACAUUCUCUGUCGCGACCUGAGAGAUACUUAUUUAUUUUUCCACUGCUUGAGCGCACUGUGCCGUACCUUUUUAUUGGCAAGAAUUCCCAACUUCACAUUUCACUUCACUGGUUUGACGGUGUGGAAAAUAUAUCCCCCCCCCCCAAAAAAAAAAAAAAAAAAAAGAAAA